Molecule: messenger RNA, 1410 nt
Organism: Fibroporia radiculosa
Lineage: Eukaryota; Fungi; Basidiomycota; Agaricomycetes; Polyporales; Fibroporiaceae
Exons: 7
Coding region: 1-1410 (469 amino acids)
Biological process (GO): potassium ion transmembrane transport
Cellular component (GO): plasma membrane
Molecular function (GO): potassium ion transmembrane transporter activity
Source: RefSeq, a predicted model, not a curated record
AUGUGUGGAGGCAGUACUUGGAAGCGAGAAGUCGUCCCGGACCAUAAGUUCGAUUUCGUCGAUACCCGGGACUUCACCGACCAUUCAUGCGGAAUGCGCAUGAAGUAUCUAUGGCUAUAUAUCACCGUCCUCAUUUCAUUUCUUGUCUAUGUCUCCGACAUUUUCACCGCGGUGACUAUGUUAACGUCCAAGACGUGGUCAAAUCAGAUUUACAACGACUGUACACAAGGUGCCGGAAACGGCUGUGUCUACAUCCCGUUCAGCAUCGGAAAGUGGCUCUUCUUUGGAUGUAUCAUUGCAUCAUUUUUACUUGUCAGUGUCCACCCACUUCCUCCACAAAUGCCAGAACCUGACCUCUUGCAGCUGGCGUACGAGAUGCACAAGGCGAAGAAGAUCAUCGCCAGCCGUGAUAUAUCUUAUGCGUUCACCAAUGUUUUAGCAAACCACUACUACUCCCUUCGGUCGUACGAUCAUUUUUGUUUCUUCUGCCAUAUUUCAAGCUCUACGAAGAAAAUGGACGACUUCGCCUUUUUCGUCUUCUUCACGUUCAAAGGUUGGAAGCGACUAGUCUUUGCCGAAGGACCACGCCAGUCAAUUAAUGCACUCACUCUAUAUGCGCUCUAUCUGUCGCGCGAGAGUCAAGGUGAAUGGUACGAUUUGAGAAAGUACUUCGCCGGUAACGACUAUAUCACAACGGCUCUUACAAUCUCGACCGCUUUCACUACGCUUAUCUUCGCCCUAUCCUUGCUCAUGCUUAUUGCUGCUGCCAUAUGCUAUGUUCCACUGCUGUGUUACAUCCAAGGAAACCUGAAGGAAUAUUGCUGCUAUAAGGUCGACAAGCGUAUCGCGGAGAUCAUCAAACGGAGGAAUAAGCAGCGAUUGGCGAAAGCUGCCGCUCUCGCCAAGAAGGAAGCGGCUGGAGACUUCUCUCACCUGAAGAACAAGAAGGGUGAAUUCAUCGCUAAGCCUCUCCCGCAGCCGACUCUGCCGAAUGUUUCUCUCGAUGAUGAAGACGAUAAAGCGUCCAUGCGCACGCGUGGGCCGCAAGCGAGUAUCUAUAGCACGCAAAACGACUACUACUACGAGCCGAGUGGGGCCAACCAGUUCAAUCCCGAUUACAACCCGGCAGACUUCCCACCAAUGCCAGCCUACAAUCAACCAUACCCAUCCCAACAUCAAUAUACGCAGUCUGUCGGCACUUUGCCUGAGGAGCAAGGCGUUUACGAGGAGGACUAUGGAAGUACGGCUCAUCUUACGAGUAGCGCUGCACCAUUUGCCAGAACCGAGCCGACGCGUGCAAUGGGUAAUCCAUAUAGUGUUUAUGGCGGGUCGCAGAGCGCCGUUCCCCUCGAUCCACAAUACGCCCAGUAUCAGCAUCAUGACUCACCAGAGUUCCAUACUGAUCACUAA